This is a messenger RNA of Exophiala mesophila, 1847 nucleotides long. RefSeq names its product 2-methylcitrate synthase, mitochondrial. Lineage: Eukaryota; Fungi; Ascomycota; Eurotiomycetes; Chaetothyriales; Herpotrichiellaceae. Gene Ontology annotation, molecular function: 2-methylcitrate synthase activity. Gene Ontology annotation, biological process: tricarboxylic acid cycle; carbohydrate metabolic process. The transcript has a single exon. Bases 327 to 1730 code for a protein of 467 amino acids. The record is from RefSeq and is a predicted model, not a curated record. Gene Ontology annotation, cellular component: mitochondrial matrix.
GUGGUUUGACUGGCCAAGCCGCCUUUCUGUGUUGCUGCAGCAUCUCUUGUACGUUCCCAGGGCCGAACAAUCAGCGCAGCUCCAGCACCUCAGGUGGUCCUGACUUGAAAAUCGUUUCUGAACUCCGGAGCCCCUAGCUACCGGAACGGCUUGUUCAUCUCUUGAUUAAAUUAUUUCUGCUGGACAAAAGAUUCUAAACUUCUCCCACCUUCAGUGUUGAUUCCCAAGAGCAUCGGCGUCAAGACCCCGCACGCUGCUAUCCUCUGUCUGCUCUCUCCUCUCCUCUCCACCAUCGUCCGUAGGCAGACGAUCAAGACCAAGUCACAAUGGCUACCAGCACCAAAACCACCCAGCAUGCCUUGAGGGCUUUGCGAGCAUCCUCCAAGCGACCCUAUACCUCCUUCGUCUUCCGCACCUAUGCCUCCUCCGCCGAGCCAGAUCUAAAGGCUACUCUUCAAAGUAUCAUCCCCGAGAAGCGUGAGCUCUUGAAGCAGGUCAAGGCUCACUCCGACAAGAAGAUUGGAGAUGUCACUGUGGGACAAGUUAUUGGUGGAAUGAGAACUCUCAAGUCCAUGGUGUGGGAAGGCUCAGUCCUGGACGCCGAGGAGGGUAUCCGUUUCCACGGCAAGACAAUUGCCGACUGUCAGAAAGAGCUUCCCAAGGGUACCUCUGGCACCGAGAUGCUGCCUGAGGCCAUGUUCUGGCUUCUCCUGACCGGCCAGGUUCCCUCAGAGGGCCAGGUCCGAGCCUUGUCGCGCGAGCUCGCCGAGAAGGCUGAGUUGCCCGCCCACGUCGUGAAUCUGCUCAAGGGAUUUGACAAGAGCGUCCACCCUAUGACACAGUUGUCCGUCGCAGUUGCUGCUCUCAACACUGAGUCUGUCUUCGCAAAGAAGUAUGCCGAGGGAUUGAACAAAGCCGACUACUGGGAGCCCACCUUUGAUGACUCGAUCAACCUACUGGCCAAGCUGCCUCGUGUUGCGGCUGCCAUCUUUGACAAGGCUGCCCUUGACACCCCCUUGGACAUGGAUCAAGAUUGGGCCUACAAUUUUGCCAAGCUCCUCGGUAAGCCUGGCAAGGAGAAUGAGGGUUUCCAGGACCUUCUCCGUCUUUACCUGGCUCUGCACGGUGACCACGAAGGUGGCAACGUCUCAGCCCAUGCCACCCACUUGGUCGGCUCUGCUCUCUCCGAUCCUUUCUUGUCAUACUCAGCUGGUCUGUUGGGUUUGGCAGGUCCUCUGCACGGCCUGGCUGCCCAAGAGGUGCUCCGAUGGAUCUUGAAGAUGCAAGCUUCCAUCGGUGAGAACUUCACCGACAAGGACGUCAGCGACUAUCUGUGGGCCACCUUGAAAUCCGGCCAAGUCGUGCCUGGAUACGGUCACGGUGUCCUGCGCAAGCCUGAUCCACGAUUCAAGGCUCUCAUCGACUUCGGAGAUGCUCGCAAGGACAUUUCCGAGAACCCAGUCUACCGCCUGGUGAAGAAGAACAGUGAGGUCGCUCCUGGCGUCUUGACCGAGCAUGGAAAGACCAAGAACCCUCACCCCAACGUCGACAGCGCGUCAGGCGUUCUCUUCCACCACUACGGCUUCCAGGAUCCUCUGUACUACACCGUCACUUUCGGUGUCAGCCGAGGACUUGGUCCUUUGGCCCAGUUGAUUUGGGACCGAGCAUUGGGUCUUCCUAUUGAGCGACCAAAGAGCAUCAACCUCCAGGGUCUCUUGAAGCUGGUGUAAAUGUUGGCCAGACGCAAUUCUUUGUUGUAAAUAGACUGGAAGCCUUCAACAGAGGUGCAAAAGCAUCAAUAGUUCACUAGUUCACUGGUACAAUAAAACUCCGAAAGUUCAGAAUUA